This is a messenger RNA of Porites evermanni, 10288 nucleotides long. The record is from the annotation of a GenBank genome assembly. NCBI's taxonomy places the organism in Eukaryota, Metazoa, Cnidaria, Anthozoa, Scleractinia, Poritidae.
GAGUCGCAGCUUAAACUACAGCAGGAGGAAUCCAAGAGUUCUCUUGAACGAACAAGGCAAGAGAUGGCAAAAAUCUUUAAAAGGCAACAGGCCCUGGAACUCGAAAACAAAAAACUUCAAGAGAAAGCAGUCGAUUUCAGGAAAGGGUUAAACGAUCUGGAAUCAAUUUCAGAUGAAGAAUACUUGGAACUGAAAGCUAAAGACCCUGACCAACUGGGCUUGAGGGAAUUUUUGAUGGUUAGUCUAACUACUGCAUUAUUCUUUAAAGAAUAAUGAGUGGUGAAUUCAUUUAGGUUGUUAUGAAGUUUCUGUCAGCUCAGCUUUCUUGCAUUUAUUUUGAUAUUUAUAAAAUAUUUUGAAAGCAAUUUUAUCCAUUCAAAGAAAUUUUAAUCUGACCGAAAAACGGAGAAGUUGUAGCCAAAAAUUCACUUCACAUUCAUGCAGGAAUGCAGAUUUGAAUUUAAUACUGUUUGCUGCUGGGACAAAUGAAUUCAUUCAAUUCAACUGUCAAAAUACUUAACUACAGAUGACAUUAUGGACCGACUCAACCUCUCCUUAACUUUGACGUACUUUCAGUACCGUGUAACUGUUUGUAGUGUUUGCCAUGGUACAACUAUGGGUUCUCCAGUUUCUGUUGUUAUAGCAGAAAUUGUUAUGCAAAACAUUGAGAAACAAGCCCUAGCCACUUAUACGUAACUGUACCUCUUUGGUUAGGUUACGUUAAUGACACUUUCUCCGCUGUACACAAAGACGAAAGCGAAGAUUUCCAUGAACACCUUUAACAAACAGAAUGCAGACAUACAAUUUACCAAGGAGAUUGAAAAAAUGGUAAAAUACCUUUUCUAGACUGCUUGGUCACUUGUGACAACAAACAAAUGACAUUUUACAGAAAACCGACACAUACCGACAGAUUACUAGAACAGUCAUUUCAUAACCUGACCUCUCUCAAGGCUACAACUAUACAGAUUUUGACGAGACGAGCACAAUUAGUUUGUGACUCGCCUGACAGCCUUCAAGAUGAGACUGACUACCUAUACAACCUUUUUUGUAGAAACAACUACAAUGCAGACUUUGUCAGACAAAACACUCAUAAUAACAUUGGACCAGUGUCAACUCUGGCCCUGUUAUAACAGCGACUAUACCAUACAUCAGAGGCACCUCUGAAACUAUUGCACUUAUACUACAAACUUGCAAUGUCUGUGUUGCACACAAACCUACAUGUAUAACCACUUUCAACGACUACUUACUAAUGUCAAGGACCAAGAUAAACCAGAGGACAGACAGGGAGUAGUAUACAAGAUUGAAAUGCUGUGACUGCCAGGCCACUUACAUGGGUGAAACUGAGAGAGACCUUAGCAUGUGACUGACUGAACACAAAUGAGUGACAAGAAAUGGUGAUAUUAACAAUCACAUUGCUGAACACCAUUUACAGACGAAACAUCAAAUCGGCUGGGACUCUGCCUCAUGUGUUGUACAGACUACUAUCAAUGACUCACUUUAGAAAGUUAGAACAAACUUAGAACAAAUGCCACUGAAUCAUAGUCGAUUCUCAUGAUGUACUGCAGGUCCCCAAAUUGUUGGGAGUUGUUGCUUCCAUUUGAACACCAAUGCCAACACAGAUGCAACAACUCCCAACAUUGUUGGCCCAACAGUAUUGGGAGUUGUUGUGUCCGUUUGCACAUAGCUUUAUGAUAAUGAUAAUAAUAAUAAUAAUAAUAAUAAUAAUAAUAAUAGUAAUAGUAAUAAUAAUAAUAAUAAUAAUAAUAAUAAUAAUAAUAAUAAGUAAUGGUAACAGGACUGAGUGGAGUACAAUUCAGUCUGUAAUCAUACGAGUGAUUAAUAAAAUCGGAUGACCACGUAGUGGGAGUCCAAUUUGUUUAAUGACAAGUAUGAUUACAGACGAAAUUGGACAACAUGAAGUUCUGUUACCAAUUUAUCGUAACUUUAACAAAAUUUGUGAUAAAUAAGGCUCUUUUUUUAAUUCAAAAAGAAGAAAUGCCAUUUGUUUGCUAUCAGUAAAAGAAAAGCCAUUUAAUCUUCCAAUUGAUGGCGUGUACUGUCCAAUUACUUAGACAUGACACAUAUUGCCCUAUUAAAUUGUCCUAUUAAGGCUGAAAUCAGGGCAGUUGGUAGCCAAUCAGAUUUGAGAAUUUUGUUAUAGUUUAUGAUCAUCAUAAUAAUAAUAACAGUAAUAGUAAUAAUAUUCUUGUUGUUGCAGAUCAAAGUGUUUGAAGCUAGCCACCCUUUGUCUGUAGAAUGCACAAACCUCAGACAGCAGAUGGAUUCCUUAGCUCAUGAUCUUCACACCAGAGAUGAAGAAGUUGCUGUUUAUUGCAAAGUAAAGUGAAACAAAGCUUGCCUUCUUUACAACACAGACACCCAGAUAGUCAUGUAAAUGAAGCCUAAAAGCAGAGCUACCCUCAUGAAGAAGCAACAGAGCAAAUUAGGGGGAUUUAGAACAAGUUCAUGUUACAAAGCUAGGGCAUGCCAUCUGCUGUUGCAUUGUGUUAUGUUGGUGUUCCUGUGUAGGGUUGGGAUUGCCAUUCAAACGAAGAUGUCCAGACUUUUCAGACAUACCUUUUUUUGGAUAGGAUGCUAUUGGUGCAUGUUAUUUGAAUAUCAAAUAUAGAUGGUUUCCAUGCUGAACUUCCUGCCACUGCAAAAAAAAAAUUGGGAAAGUUCAGUCCAGUGAGAGUUCUCUUAAAAGAUUGUAUAACUCAACACAUGGCUAAUCUAAAUAGGUAAAUGUUAACUUAAAAUUAAUGCUAUGAAAUUACCACUUUUAAAUCCAGGAAGCUGAAGAUGAGAGGAUGGGGCGCAUGGAGAUGGAACAAAGAGUACAAAAACUGUCAAUUCAACUUGAAAAGUUACAGUCACAAGUUAAUCAGGGCGAUUAUAGGAUCUCUAAUUUUGAUCAUGUGAGAAGGUGAAGAAUGUAAAAUAAGUGAGCUUGUUCUCUUGCUUUAUUUUCAAUAAAAGUAAUUAUAAUAAUUUUAAUAUUAUUGUAUUGCAAGGGUUGAUUUCUGGUGUGCAUGUACAUGGGCUUUAUUCUUUGAUUAAAAGUGGCUAGUAGUUGACUCUCAGGGUUCUCAUUAAGUGCUGGCAGCCGGCUAAAAAAACGGCUACUUGGAAGUUUGAGCUGUCUACUUUCUGGGGAAAUAGGGUAAAGUGAGAGAGUGAAAGCCUGAAAUUCUCUACAAAACUCCAUUGGCAAGCUGCCUACUUUUACAUCCUAGCUGUCCACUUUGAAACUUAAUGAGAAGCCUGGACUCUAGGGAAGUGCUCUGUACAUACUUGGUGGUGAUCAGAAGUAUGAACCUGGUUUAUUGGCCUUUCAUGGCUUGUUGCAUGCAAAUAAAUGAAUGAUAUGCAUUCUUCAUUAAUUUUAAUAGUGAACGUGACAGUUUGGAUAGAGAUGUGGUGGAGCUGAAGAAAAGCAAUACCCUGUUAGAUGCUGCCCUGAAAGCAAAAUCCGACAGUUUAAUUGAUUUACAAAAGGAGGUACAUGUAUACAGAAGCAGAGUACCAUAUUCAUGAUAAUUUUAUAUAUUUCCAUCCUGUAACUUGGUGAAACAAUGACAGGGUUCUAUCUAGGGUAUUUGAGGGGUAGAAGCUUCCCCCCCCCCCAAAAAAAAAAAUAUUAUUAUCAUUACAGUAUAUAAGUAACUAUAUCGAAAAAAUCAUCAAGACGUGACGAGGUUAGUGCACACACUGUAACAUUCCUCAAAAUUGUGUCUCAAAAUGCACCAGAUUGCAUCUCAGUGCAUAUUCAUUACAAAACAUUUCUGGGGGUGGGGGGAGUUUGUCGCCUUCGGCCACUCAGGACUUCUCCCCCAAAUGAUAAAUCCUAGAUAGAACCCUGCCUGAAUUUGACAUCCAUCAAGGAUUAAUAUUAAACCUCAAGUUAUUACACAUCAUGUCCAAUACUCACCACUUGUUCAAGUCGUAAAACCUAAGACUCAAGUGGUAUGAGUUGUUAAGUUGUGCGAUUGGUUCAAGUGAUGAAUGUGAUACGUUUGAGUGAAAUUAGAAAUUAAGUGUAGUAGCCUAACAGUUUUUCAAGGUUUGUUUUUGUUGUGUUAAACAUUAAUUUUAGAUAUAUGUUGUAGUUAAUUUUUUAUCUCAGGUAAUUUUUCUUUUUCUUUUGUUUUUGGUUAUGGUAAUGCUUAAUAGAAAGUGUAAAAAGUUGUAAUAUUUUGUAUUUAUUAGUUAAUGCNAUAGUGAACGUGACAGUUUGGAUAGAGAUGUGGUGGAGCUGAAGAAAAGCAAUACCCUGUUAGAUGCUGCCCUGAAAGCAAAAUCCGACAGUUUAAUUGAUUUACAAAAGGAGGUACAUGUAUACAGAAGCAGAGUACCAUAUUCAUGAUAAUUUUAUAUAUUUCCAUCCUGUAACUUGGUGAAACAAUGACAGGGUUCUAUCUAGGGUAUUUGAGGGGUAGAAGCUUCCCCCCCCCCCAAAAAAAAAAAUAUUGUUAUCAUUACAGUAUAUAAGUAACUAUAUCGAAAAAAUCAUCAAGACGUGACGAGGUUAGUGCACACACUGUAACAUUCUUCAAAAUUGUGUCUCAAAAUGCACCAGAUUGCAUCUCAGUGCAUAUUCAUUUCAAAAAAUUUCUGGGGGUGGGGGAAGCUUGUCGCCUUCGGCCACUCAGGACUUCUCUCCCAAAUGAUAAACCCUAGAUAGAACCCUGCCUGAAUUUGACAUCCAUCAAGGAUUAAUAUUAAACUCGAGUUAUUGCACAUCAUGUCCAAUACUCACCACUUGUUCAAGUCGUAAAACCUAAGACUCAAGUGGUAUGAGUUGUUAAGUUGUGCGAUUGGUUCAAGUGAUGAAUGUGAUACGUUUGAGUGAAAUUAGAAAUUAAGUGUAGUAGCCUAACAGUUUUUCAAGGUUUGUUUUUGUUGUGUUAAACAUUAAUUUUAGAUAUAUGUUGUAGUUAAUUUUUUAUCUCAGGUAAUUUUUCUUUUUCUUUUGUUUUUGGUUAUGGUAAUGCUUAAUAGAAAGUGUAAAAAGUUGUAAUAUUUUGUAUUUAUUAGUUAAUGCUUGGGAAGUAUAAAAAUUUGGUGGAUGAGAAGCUGUACUUUUGGCUAAAGCCUGGCAAGCCUAAAGCAUAAGCAUAAGCAUAAGCAUAGGGACAUGACACCCGUAGAAUGGCAUAUUUGACCCAAUUCUCGAUACCAGCUCUGCUCAUCCUGAUGAUAAACAAGAUAGCGGAUGCUUCAUUCGCCAUAUUGCUUUUGAUAUGUUCAAAUGAGCAUACAUGCCAACUCUCUCGGAAAGGGCGCCAAUCUUCCGCUCUCCCACAUGGGUCACCAUAUCUCCCGGAUAAAAUCAUCUUUUGAGCUUUUCUGUGCCUUAGUUUGAGAUUUAGCCAAUUUUUAGCUCAAAACUUGAAUUUUUCUUAUUCACAGUACAGUUUCUGGGGCAUUUUUGCACGUAUUUAGUCACUGACAAUGAUUAUUUCUGGCAUCAAAACAAUGAUUGCAAAUUUUGAUAGUAUGUACUUCAUGUAAGACCUCAAUCAUUCCAUUGGGGGCUGGGUCAAUUUGUCGGGGGGUUGGGGAGGGGGAGUGAAAAAAAGAUAGUCUCUAGCUUUUAGAUCUUCAGAGGUUGGCAUCUCUGCAUGAGGUCUGGGUCAAAGUGGCCUAUGAUUGGACCACGGCCUUGUGCUUUUGCUUGUGCUUAUGUCGACCCCAUUUUUACUAGUCAAAGCUACGACAUAAGCGUAAGUACAAGCACUAAAAAAACUAACUUGUCCAUUUUUCUUGUGCUUAUACUUAUGCUUAUGUCGACCCAGUUUUCACUUGCUUACACAUGUGCUUGUGCUUAUGGCUAUGCGCUAGUGAAAACCAGGCUUAAUUGCCAAUAUUAACAAGAUGAAAUAGACAGCCAUUAUGCACCCCCUGUUAAGGAGUUGACAUUGUAUGCCCGAUAAUUCUUUAUGUUUAGUUGCAUGCCAGUCAACAGACAGUAUCCUUGCUGAAACAAGACAAAGAGUACAUGAACAGGCAACUGCAGGAGAUUAGAGGCAGAUGCACAUUAGCAGAGGAGCGACUGGAGCAGUCAUCAAAACAGCUUGAAGAAACAAAACAGGCCAGAGAGGAACUUUAUGACAAGUACAUCAGUGUUAGAGAACAGUACAAGUCAGAAUAUGAGUUGAGAUUAAAAACUGAAUUGGAUGAUAUUAAAGAAAAGACCUCCAUUGAACUGGACAGGAUAAGGGUUGAUACUAAAGAGAUGUUUGAAAGAGAAAAUAGGUAAGUGACCUGAAGGUGAGAGGAUGACUAAGCACUCAGGUUUAUUAUAGUGACAGGCACUGGACGAAAUAAUAAUUUUUGCACAAAUGUGCCCCUUGCAAAUAUUUUGCAAAUGUGUAAAUACUGAAGAGUAAUUAUAUGGCAAAGAUGGUAAAUGCCACAUUUGCAUACCAAAAAAAAAAAAAAAACAGGAGAUGUAAAUAACUAGGGAAAUGUGGCAUUUACCAUGUUUUCCAUAUAUUAUUAUCCUCAGUAUUUAUAUUUGCAAGGAGCAAAUUUGUGCACAUCCAUUUUUUCGUCCCAUGAGGGAGAUGCAAAUAGGGUCAAAUAUUUGUACCCAAAUCAAAGUAAUAUUAACUUGCUUAAGUUAACUGAAUAGGACUGUCUAGUUAUGAGUAGCAUCUAUGGAGUCUCUUUUUAUCCAAGGAAAUUAAAACCAUCCUGCUGGAUAUAUAUCGAACAUCACUAGGAUUUUUUUCUCAAAUCUUUGUUAUUUGUUUUUGUUGUAGGAAUCUUCGAGAAGCAAGAGACAAUGCCCUGGAGGAAAAGGAACGCGCUUGUGUCAAUGAGAAAGAAACAACCUCAAAAUAUGAUCUACUUCAAUCUGAGUAAGAACUUUACGACAUGUAAAGGGGUUUCUUUGCAUUUGCAUGAUUCUUUUCUCUGUGUUAUCAUAUAUUUGUAGAAACCAUUAUUGUGUUGAGAAAGAUGUUGGAUGGUUCGAUGGGUGUAGCCAGCAAUUUUCACACAACAUACUUUAUCACAGAAUAUACUUUAUCAAUCACUGUGGUCUGACUUGUGAUGAACGGUUCACUCAGCUAGCAUUUCAGCAAGAAGGAGGUGCCUUGGAUGCGUCUGUGUAAAAAAGAUGUGAUUGUUGAACUUACGUCAAGAGCCUACUGUAACAGAUGUUUAUUAGAGUAGCCUGCAUGACAGGUGCUGUAUGGGCCAAGUGAGUCUAACGGGGCUUUUCCACGAAGCGCGAGAAGAGUGCAGACUUUGAGAUGAUCGAGGGGAUUUCGCUAAUGUAAUUGGCAACUUAGUAGAAAGAACUGACGGUCACUUUCUGCCAUGGCAUCAGCUGCAUGGCUCAACUUGAUACUGAAGUGGCUUGUAAUACUGAAAGGCAUAGUGUGAUGUGGGUAUAGUGACGAUGAAUUAUUUGAAUACCACAUUUAACAGGCUGUUCACCUUGCUAUUGCUGUCGGUGUCCCAGUUCCAGGUAAUUUCCUCAAAUUGAUUUGCAAACGGCUGGUUAAGGGUCUUAAGGCUGGUUUUCACUAGUGAUGGAAUCAUAAGCAGAGUCAUAAGACUGGUUAUGACCUUAACUUCUGAAAAUCAAAAAUCAGAGUCAUAAGCAAAGUCAUAUGCAUGACAGAAUUAGAGUCUUCCGACUUUGCUCUCCGUCACUUACAGUCCAGUAAAAACCAGAUUGUCAGAGUCGGAAGGAUGAACCAAUCACAAUGUGAUUGGUUUAGUUCUACUGCUUCUGCUUGCAAUCUUGACAGCCCAGUUUUCACUUGAUCAUAAAUGAUAGAGUCAUGAGCGAAAUCACAACACUGUGUUUUCACUAGAUCUUUAUUCACGGUUCUAAUUAUGACUUUGACUAUGCACCAGUGAAAACCAGCCUUUGCCUGACAAAGCUUCUGCUCUCAGCACUGAUGGUAGAAUGAAAAGGAAACUUCAUGCUCUUCAUGGCCUUCAACUGGCACCGUGUUUCACAUUAGCUGAGCAAUGUUGUCUUGCAGACCUCUUGCUGAUCUUCAUUAUCAUAAUAACAUUGUAACCCUUGAUAUAGUAUGUGAUGCCUUUCUGAUUUUUUUGUUUUCUUUGCUUGAAAUAUAGCCAGUUUCAUAGCCCAAAGAGGGGUUCUGGAAGCCCGGCCUAGAACCCUCCCCUGGCUAUGCCACCGUUCGGUACAUGAAAAGAUUGACGUUUGAACUGGGCUUUAGCUACAGGAGACUGGUGGGAGCUAUGACCACUAUAAAAUCUAGCGUUAUUAAUGUGUUGCUUUUUACUUUGUUGUAGAUUUCGACAGUUACAACUCUCUGCUGACAGCAGACAGUCUGAUCUGCAGAAAGAGAUAAAUGUCAAACAGUUUGAGUUAGAGAAAAUGCAAAUGAUCCUUGAUGAGACAACCAGCAAUCUACGUCAGGCAAAACUAGAGGCUGAAAAAUAUCAGAGCAAGAGUGAAGUAUGAUUAUCAUCACAAUUAUGAUUGUCAGUUAGAACUUGUCAUGAAUCUAUUGUAUAAAUGACAUUAUGGACAGCCAGCCUGUCAAAGUGUACUAGUAAUUUACCCACAUUAGUAAUUUUCCAAAGUAAUAUUGGCAUUGUGGCAUUUGUGUUAUUCUGGAGUUUUCCACCUUUCCUUCUGGGGACCCAUGCUUCUUGUUGCCUUUGUUAAACAAUAAAUGGAUCAAGUCUAAAAAUGAAUGUGAUCUCAGUCAUACUUGUCAUCAAAAUGUGGAACCAUUUAUAGGCAAACAACCCGAGAGGCAGCCCUCAUCUUUCCUCCAGAUGUUGAACAAAGGGGCUUACUUAAAUUAAAUGGGGAUCCUGUGCCAUAGAACUGACAAAAAUUACUGUCAGACCCUUGAUGACAAAUCGUGUUUCCUUGGAUGGCAUUUCUCAUUUUGAGGUUUCAUCAAAGAAGUUUGACAGUUAAGCUUCAUGUUGCAGAAACUGGCCAGUUUCCGAGUCUGAAACAUUGAAUUGUCCACUGUUAAUUCAACUAGAUUUUUUUUCUCUCUCAUCUAAUUCUUACAUUUAUUUUAGCACUCCUAAUUCGUGUUACCUUGAUUGCAAUAGUAGUUUCAUAUGUUUGCAUUUCAGGUAUUAAGUAAGGAAUACUAUUCUCUAAAAAAUUCUUCUGAAAGAAGACUUGUUGAAUUGGAAUUAAAGUGUAAGGAACAGGGUGACAAGCUGGCAGUCUAUGAAAAGCUGGAGCAAGAACUGGAUGAUGUUAUCAUGCAAGCUGCAGAAAGUACGAAUUUGAGAAAUUCUGUAUUAUUUUUCAGUUAUUGAAAGUAUGCUCCAUAAGUGUAUUAAUAAUACUGACAAUAAAUUUUAGUCAUGGAAUUCCAGUGUUGUAGAGUCCAGGCUAAUAAGAAGAAGUGAUCUCUUUUGCAAAUUACUCUUCUCUAAUAUUUUUUUGGGACAAAUGGCUCACCAUUCUACAUCUUACUGUAUGUACAUUGUUUUCUCAAUAUGGGUUUGGGAUUUUAGGGCCUGCAAACAUUAAAUCAUAUUGACAAUAGAAACAUGCUGUAAGUAGGUUGAGUAUGAUUGUCCGGGUGAACAUAGUCCUGAAUAGGACUGUUGUUGUUUGGACAACCUGUGCGGUAUGCGGUAUAGUCAUCUUCAGAGUCAGAGUGAGUUGUGUCAAUACCAUCAACUGUUGUGAUACAACUCACUUUGACUCUGAAGAUGACGACUGCUCAGGUUGUCGAAAUGUCACUGUCAACAACAACAGUCCUAUUCAGGACUACAUUCACCCGGACAAUCAAACCCAACCCACUUAAGAAAUGACUCCUGGGCUCAAACCUUUCACAGAAACAUGCAGUUCGGAGCAAAAAUCAGAAGCAGAAUCAUGUAACUGAUCAUUAAUAAGCGUGUGGUGCAAAAACUGUCCAGAAUUGAUAUAAGAAUUCCCAUUAAAUACUAUGCAUUACACAUUGCAAUGGAAAAUAUCACAAAAUAAUGCAUUUUUACAAUCUACAAUCUUUGCAUAAAAUACUUGAAACACCUAUGCACAUCCCUUUCCCUAUGCAGUGUUGAGAUGUGAUUGCAAAGUUAUGUGACUACAACAACAUUGCAAAAGGGAGGGAGGAAAUGAAACCGAGUAGAAUUCUCCAAAGUGUUUUAAGGUUUUUGUCUGAGAUUGUAAAUAGUCAUGGCAAUUCACAUCCUGUUAAUCUUGAAUUGUCUUUAAGUUGAGAAUGAAUCAGAUGCUGAAAGAGUUCUAUUUUCCUAUGGUUAUGGUGCUAACGUACCAAGCACAGCCAAGAGGAGAAUGCAACAGAGGUAA